Molecule: messenger RNA, 924 nt
Organism: Megalops cyprinoides (Indo-Pacific tarpon)
Lineage: Eukaryota; Metazoa; Chordata; Actinopteri; Elopiformes; Megalopidae
Product: beta-1 adrenergic receptor
Exons: 6
Coding region: 1-891 (296 amino acids)
Biological process (GO): G protein-coupled receptor signaling pathway
Cellular component (GO): membrane
Molecular function (GO): G protein-coupled receptor activity
Source: RefSeq, a predicted model, not a curated record
AUGGAGCUGGAGUCCAGAUUCAGGAUUAACAGGUCUCUGUUUGUGGCAGUCCUGAGUGUGGAGAUGGUGCUGGGGGUUGUGGGAAAUGUUAUAAUUCUACUGACAAAAUUCAAGUGCAGGGGUCAGUUUCAGUGCCGCAGCUGGCUCCCUUUCCUCAGCUUGUCACUGUCUGACCUCGGCUCCUCCGUGCUCAUCAUCUCUGGCUCCCUAUUGGCCGUUCUCACCAGGGGUCAGAGGUCACCGUGGUGUGAGGUUGUCAGCCUGCUCAAGUUUGCUUUCAUCACUUCUUCCAUUGGCAGCCUGGCGAUCCUCUGUCUCCAGAGAACCACGGGUGUGGCCUCCACAGGAAGCCGCUUGUCCAUUGUCAUGGCAGCAGCUUGCGUGACUUCCUGGGUGACGGGGCUGGUGUUUGGGAGUGUACCUGUGGUGUAUGACUGGAUCAGAUAUGACCCUGCAGAGAUGCUCUGUGCGGUCUUCUGGGAGAGCAGCUACUCUGACAUGCUGGUCUACAUCCUCUCUGCCUUCUCCAUCUGCAUCUUCCUCCCCUUCCUGCUGAUCGUCUUCUGCUCCAUCCUGACCUCUGCUGGCAGGGGGUGGGACUGCUCCAGUGAUCUCUCCUCUGUCACGCCACUGUUGGUGGUAUUCUACACGGUCUGCUACAUGCCAUUCGUACUGUCGGAGCUGAUUCUGCUGGGGAGGCUGGACCUGUCGCCGGCCCCUGAUUGGCUGAGGACGCUGUCGUCAAUGAUGGCUUACCUGGACUGUGGGUUAAACCCCCUCAUUUACUGCACCAAUCAGGACUUCCGAGUGGCAGUGCUAGGCCUGCUGUGGACCAAUCAGAAGUCGCACACUGAGCCGGUUCUGACAGCAGUGGUGAAGCUGGAUCCAUGAAGGCUGCGAGAGACUGAAGGAUCACCGAGCAAU